Molecule: messenger RNA, 465 nt
Organism: Nerophis lumbriciformis (worm pipefish)
Lineage: Eukaryota; Metazoa; Chordata; Actinopteri; Syngnathiformes; Syngnathidae
Source: RefSeq, a predicted model, not a curated record
AUGUGGCUGCUGUUGUUCGGCCUAUUUCUCUGCGCGUCCUCCGUUCAGGUGGAUGUCAACAAGCUGGACGGGUUGGCUCGAGCCAAAGUGGAGACAUGUGGAGGAUGACAGUUGAAUAGGCUCAGAGAGGUCAAAGCCUUUGUGGUCGAGGACAUUCCUCUUUACCAUAACCUGGUGAUGAAGCACAUUCCCGGGGCCGACCCAGAGCUUGUCCUCCUGAACCAUUACUAUGAGGAGCUCCAAAGAAUCCCCUUGUCAGAUAUGACGCGCAUGGAGAUCAACAAGCUUCUAGCCAAACUGGGUUUCUACAAGAAGGCAGAAGCCAACAGCGAAGUGCCAGAGGAGUUUCGCUUCUCUCCCGCCAAAAACAGCCCCUUUGAAAGUGAGCCAGUGGACAAGCCCGCUACUGCAACUGUGGUCACACAGACCGCUGCACCCUCAGAGCCUGGGCACAAUGACUUGUAA